GAUGUUCGAAGCCAGAGUCAUCGCAGUCGACGCUAUGUUUGUGCUCGCGGCCUUCGGAGGACCGCCCCGCUUCCAGUACCGAUGUCCUUCCCGGCGGUAGGCGGAUUGAACCUCGGAAGCCAGAAAAAGACCAGCCUGAGAUGGAAGACUUCGGACCUCCAUACACGGACAUAAUUCUCAGCGAACUGCUCAGCGCAUUCGGCAGUCCUAGCGAGCGCAGCGCAGAGAACGAAGUCGCUGCCGACAACGAUUCCUCUUCGUUCCUCCCGCUCUCGGACGAAAUUUUGGAACGGCGCGAGCACGCCCUCUCUCGGGACGCGUCAGAACCUCCCCGGCAUUCCACUCCGGUCAAGUUCGGGCAAGACGCGCGACCUACCCGCUGCCGUUCGAUUUACGGGCUCUACUUUGAGGGCAACGAAGAGAUAAGCCUCGAGUACCUCGGUCCUACCUUCCGAGGUGACUACGAUUCAGAGUCGGACAGCCUCGAGUCUACGGACGAUUCUCUGGAAAAGGAGAGCCGGGCCGAACGGAGCGUCUGCCUCGACGACGAGGAAGUGUACGCAGAUACACGCCAGCUCGAACUCGAGCCACAGCAUGACAAAGCGAUUGAAACUAAUCCGUCCCCCGAAAAUGUCGAGAUCUGUAGCGACUCGAGCAAUGCACUAAGGAACGAAGACAGUACCGACCGCAAGAGCUCUGCAGUAAGGAAUGAAGACAGCACCGACGGCGUGCCAUCGCAUGUUCUUAACGCUUUGCUUGUCGCAGGCGCCAGUGAGCACAUCGCUGCGGAAGAAAAAUGUGCGGGCGAACGCUCCACUGAAGCGACCUCCUCGGCUACUCGAAGGAAAGCUUACAGUUUUAUCCUUGUGGUAAACGGGCAAGAUGACGUCCCAAGUGUGCGCAGCGCAAUCGCCUCUUUAUUCCCGAAAGCUCGCAACGCUUCAGUCGAGGAGACAGGUGCAGAGAAACCGAAAGUAUCGGUAUACGAGUUCGAAUACGAGGUAGUGAGCGCGGAUGAACUUGAAGCGGCUUCCGCUACGGAAAAGAAGUCUCCAGACGAGGAAACACGAAACAGUAGGCCUGGAAACGAAACAUUCGUCGAUGUACCGCCAACACACGCUCGUGAGUCGGUGCUUACGGCAGGCUGCCGUGCGCAUUACGACGGUGAAGAGUACAGGGCCGCAUGUUCCACCGAGGCGCUCUUUCCGGCAUCUGUAAAUGCUCUCCAUCGUUCGACUGGUGCUUUAGACAACGAAAAUAACUAUUUAGAUGGUGUGCGCUUCCCGGGAGCCCCAUCGCCAGCACUAGAAGUCUGUGACAGUUCCCUUGAGCCCCCUCGGAGCUAUUUCGACGGUGAGUGCAUCACGGUUGCCUCGUCACCAGACGUCCAUGACAGUGCCCCCGAGCCCUCUCUAGAAAGUGAUUUGAACUUAUCGGCCUAUGAACCUCAAAAUGAGAAACUGGGUGAGAACGCAACCGAAUGCAUUCAGAUUCUGGAUAACACGCCCGAAAAAGGCGAAACCCUGGACGUUGUGGUUGCAGCUGACAACUGCCGUCAGGAAUCGCUAUCACGUACUGCUGAGCCAGUUAUAAUCGCAAGCGACCAUGAGGACGGGCACACAGGCACGCCUUCUUCUGAGAGAAUCCGCCCAGCAACAGUAACAGAUAGCAAUUGUUCGGCCGUAUGUUCAGGCGACAGAGAUGACGAGGACGGUGCAGGCAGUGCGGUUACCUCGUUGCCACGAAUACGCUACGGUUACGCUGAGCGCUUUCCUGAAAUUGAUUCCCUCUUCUCGACUAUUCAGCUUGAACUUGAGCCAAAUAUCGAGAAAGUAUGCGGAGCCAAUAGCGCUACCGAACUAGGCUUUCGAGACGACCAAGCCCCAAAUGCUGCGAUUGAAGACCGCAAUCAGUCAUCACAGAAGUCCCUGCACAUUCAAGCUGCCCAAUCGCACAACGACGAGGAGAAAAAGUACAAAGAAACAUCUUCCACAGUGACGGUCUCUCCAGCGCCUGAAAUAUCUAGUGAAUGUUGGGCGAGAGGUUUGGAGAGCGAAGAAGACUACAAUGGUACAGGCUGCAUUGUAGGCUCGUUGCCAGGAGCUCAUGACAGUCGUAUUGAGUUUGCUCGUCGAGCUGAUUCAAACUGCGCUGAUAAUCCAGCUGAAUAUGAUCUCGAGAUUCAAGAAGCAGCUGAACACGCUCUCGUUGCGGAAGACGAAUCUCAGGACUAUUGCACACUGAGCUCAGCGAUUCAAACUCUGUCCUCUCCUCAACGCAGACCUGAAUAUCAGCCGGUUGCCGGGGCGAGAAUAGGAGCUGAGCCCUCCAAGGAUGAUGUUUCACACGACACGAUGCCGGUCAUGGUUGAUGAUACUGAAUCAAGUGAAGCUAAGAGCAUUUGUGAGAAUCCCCCAACUUCAGUCCUGGGCUUUUCAGUGUCAACAGCUCAUGACGUCUGUUCAGAGAUUUUUCGUGAAGUUGAUUUGAUGUCAUCGGCUGAUGGAGCUGCAUACAACCAACAGAAUAAAGAGAAACAUGAAGUCAUUCUCAUUGCGGAAGACACGUCUCAAGAUGAGGACCCACUAAGCACAGCGAUGACAAAACAAAGCGUGCUAUCACCUAAACGUAAUCCUGAAUCGCUACUUGUUGCAUGCACUGAAGCACGGCGCGAUGCCUUCGAAGAUGUUUCUUGUGACACGUUGGCGACCACGAUUGGUGAUACCGAAUUUAGUGGUGCAAGGAGCGCUUGCCAGAAUGAUUUAUCUUCAACCCUGCUUUCUUCAUUGUCAGAAGCUGGUGACACCUGUGCGCAGAAUUUUCAUGAAGUUAGUUCUCGCUCCUCGGAUGAUCAAGCUCAAUAUGACGCACACCUUCAAGAGGCAGAUCAUUUCUUUAUGGUUGCGGAAGACACGUCUCAAAACGAUGAUACACUGAGCACUGAGAUUCGAAAACAAAGUAUAUUGCCACCUCAAUUUAUUCCUGAAUCGCAUCUUGUUGCUUGCACUCAAGUACAACGUGAUGUCUCCGAGGAUGAUGUUUCACAUGACACGAUGGCAGUCACCUCUAAUGAUGCUGAAUUCAGUGAAGCGAGGACCACUUUAUAUUCUGCCAUGCCUUCAUUAUCAGAAGUUGAUUCGGCUGAUCAAUUGAUUCGAGAGACAGGUAAUGUCGUCCUCCUUACGAAAGACGGAUAUCAAGACAAUGAUACACUCAGCUCUGCCAUUGGAAAUGGGAAUAUACCACUACCUAAAGGUAAUCAGGAAUCGCUGCUACCAUGCACGCAGAUACUAGACGCUUUCGAAGACGAUCUUUCCCAUGGCGUGAUGCCUUUCAAAGCUGCUGACACUGACACAAGUGGAGCUAAUAUCACUCUUGAGAACAAAUUGUCAUCAUCCCCGCCUUAUUUAGUGUCCGGAGCCCGUGACAGCUCCGAUGAAAUUUGUGGCGGAGUUUAUUCUCACUCUUCAGCUGAUCAAGCUCAAUACGACCCUCAGAUUAAAGAGGCAGGUGAAGUCGCUCUCCUUACGGAAGGCACAUCUCAAGAGGAUGAUAAACAGAGCAUUGCGAUUGGAAAUCAAAAUAAGUUAGCUCUAUAUAAUCCUGAAUCGCUACUCGUGUGCACUCAAGUACGGCGUGACGUAUCCGAGGAUGGUGUUUCACAUGACACGGUACCGGUAACGUCUAAAGAUAAUGAAUUCAUUGGAACUGAAAGCACGCAUGAGAAUGACUUACGUUCUGCCCUGCCUUCGGUAUCAGGAGUUGACUUGAACUUAUCCGCUGAUCGAGGAAUUGAAGAGGUGAGCCAAGUCCUCGCUACGGAAGAGACACCUCAAGACAAUACUACACCGAGCUCUGUAGUCCGAAAUCAAGAUACACCAUCACCUAAAAAUAAUGCUGAAUCGCCGCUUACACAUACGCACACGCCACUUGAGGUUUCCGAAGCCGUUGUUUCACGUGACACUACGCCUGUCGUGGCUGACGAUACUGGCUACUGUGGAGGUAGUAGCACUCUGGGGAAUAACUUAUCUGCAGCCCUACCUUCUUCAUUGACAGUUUGCGACAGCUACGUAGAGCUUUUUAAUGGAGUUAAUUCCAACUCAUCGGCUAAUCUAGCUGAAUACGACCUGCACACAAAAGAGGUAGAUGAAGUCGUUCUCGUUACGGAAGACAACUCGCAAGACAAUGGUACACUGGGCACUGCUACUCGAAAUCAAAAUGUCUCAUCGCCUAAACAUAAUACGGAAUCGUUACUUGUUGCGUGUACUGAAGCUCAGCGUGACGUCUCCGAGGACGAUAUUUCACGAGAAACGAUGCCAGCCCCGGUUGGUGUCACUGAAAUAAGUACAUCUAAGAGCAUUAGUCAGAACAACCCACGUUCCGACCUGCCGUUUCCUGAAGAUCGUAGAGACGCCUCAAAACUUUACGAAGAUGACUCGUCCAGGACACUGCUCCGUGAAUCGCUACCUCCUAAUAUCAAGGCCACUCCACAGCACUCGAAGUCUGAACCUGCAGCAUGGGCACCUAAGCCAGUAAAGCAGCUCGUCACGGACGUCCUUGAAUGGAUCAAUACGACGUCCUUUUUACCAAUCGUUGAUUACUGCCCUCCUUCUCACAGUGGUUCCGUAACCUCACGUUCACCGUCACGGCCACUGCUAACGUUGUUAAGCGAAGGCGAGAUUCGCUCCGAUAGCGAAAGCGAAAAUGUUCUUUCUUUGGACCUCCUUCCCAAAGCAGCAGCAUGUGAAGGCGUGUAUGCAGACCCUGAGUACGACCCAGAAGCUUUCCUUCCUAUAUCACCCAUAUCAGCGCCCACAAUGAGCGAAGGUGAGACAGCCGACUCUGCCAGUGAUGAAUCGAAUACGUCAUCAUUUCUGGCAUCAGAAUUGAACGAAGCUGAGAAAUGCGAGUCCGAGGAUACAUCAACGGGGAGCGAAAGUACGACGACUGACACCAACGACGAAACUACGAGUUCUUGUUCGUCGUCAUCCUCUACACAGUCGUAUUCUUCAUCGUCAUCUACACAAUCUGCAUCUGAUUCUGAAGAUAGCACCGCGAGUACUUCUUCACCACUUUCAGGGCUACCGAGACACGAAAUUCCAGAAGCCCAGACUUCGAAAGAAGCGGAUAUCAGCAAAGAGAACACAGUCAGAACUGAAGACGCCGCGGCAGCUAUGCAUUCUGAGCCGGGUUAUGCCCAACCUGUAUCUUCCAGAACUGAUCUAUUUGACCAUCAAGAUAAUCAAGAAAAUUACAAUGCUACAUCCUUGGCAUCGACACCGGCGUUAAAAAUGGACAACAAAGACGAUCUCCAGUAUGACGCUGAUAUUUUGAUUCCAUUGUUGUUGCCAGUUUCCCUGACUUCGCCAAGCAGUAGGCAUGCUGAGCCGUGUUAUACGCAACCUGCAUGUUCCGCAGCUGACCUACCUGACCGUCAAGAUAACCAAGAAAAUGGCUUUUCUGCAUCCUCAACUUUAGUAGCGCCAUUAAAAGAAUACAAGAAACGCGAUUUUGAAUAUGACGCUGACAUGGUGAUUCCCUUGGCAUUGCCAAUUUCUCUGACUAGGCCAAGCCAAAACGACACAGUUGAAUCACGCCUCGACCACACAGCUCCACCUGCCGCCCCACCUUUUGCAAAAUCCAAUAUAAGUGGUGGCAAGAAAACCGUCUCUGAACAUGCUUCUUUAACCUUGCCUCGGCUAUCGCCGUGUCCGGAACGUCUUUCAGGCGACGGCAAGGCAGCGAAUGUUCAAGAUGAAUUGCCUCACGUGCCUACGAUUGAAAAAGAACGCAAACAAAAGGGUCAAAGAAAACGCCCUCUGCAGAAUGAUUUGCGCAGACGCUCCAAGAGGAGGACCAUCGCUGCCAUUAAAAAACCAGUACGACCAGAAACAACCGCGCCUCCAAGACCCAAUAAACGACCUCCGCUCAUAAGCGACGACCCAGCAGAAAACAGGGACAACAACAAUCCGCAGUGGGAAUCAGUACGUCGACUCAGGUCCAAAGACGAACGAUACAGGGCUGUCCUCAGAGUCUGGCACAGCAAGAGAAUUCCAGAUCCUCAGAAGGACCUCACUGUUUUUCACUAUCGGCCACGCUUGCUGGGCCUCAAGCUUUGCGUGCUUCCGUCGUCUCGACGCCAACGCAAGCGUAAAGCAUCGUGCAGCUCCGGCUCUCGAUCUGGUGACGCCAAGCGUCAGCGAUUAGACACUGACAUCUUUGACAAGAAAAUCGAAGACGUCAAGAAGAGCAGGGAUAGGGAAAUGGCGGAAGCUGAAGAUAAGCUUAAUCGCUGCCUACGAGAAGUCCGUAAACACAAGAGAAGCGACAGACGGCGCCGCUCAGCAGGAGACCAUAGUGGCUCUUCACCUACGAGACCCGGGAGAUACCGACGCCAGUCUUCCGGAGUCCGAAGCGACUCUUCUCCGAAGAGGCGCAGUCGAAGACGGCGCAGUUCAUCUGAAAGCUACAGCAGCUGUUCGGCGAGAAGACGCAGGAGCCGGUCUCGCUGUUCUUCUGAAGAUGAAAACGACUCGUCACCUGGGAGGUCCGGAAGAAGGCGACACCAUCCUUUUGAAGACACUAGUGACUACUUUCCAAGAAGGUGCCGAAGGGGACGUUGCCAGACUUCUGGAGGAAGGAGUGACUCGCCCUCAGAAAGGCACAGGACGCGAUGGCGCCGCUCUUCCGAGGAUGGGACCGAUGGCUCACGCAAGGAAGUAUUCCGCCGUCGAUUUCGAAGCAUAAGUCGCAGCAGAGGACGCCGCCAUACCUCAGAAGACGACAGCGAUUCGUCGCCAAGGAGACGCAGGAGAGGAUGGCGCGAUUCCCCCGGAAGCCCCAGCGACAGCUCGCCCAGGAGGCGGUUCAGAGGGCGCCGCUGGUCUUCCGAAAGCCAGAGCGACGACGACUCUUGCACGAGGAGUCGGGUCAACAGACAGCGCCGUCUUUCCCACAGCGACAACGACCGCUCACCGAGUAGACGCUCAAGGGACAGGACGAAGUCCGAGAACUCGCUGUACUGGAGAAGACGGGAACGAAGGAUCCGGGAAGACUUUGAGGCCGACGUGCAAGGCAUCACCAGCAGGUAUCAUACCAGGGUAGACAAACUUGUCGCUGCGAGAAAAGAGGUGAGGCGGGUGAACAGCUUCUACUCAGGCUUGCGAAACACCGACCCGCGGAUGUUGUCAGCUCGUCAGACAAAAGACCAUUGGAAGUUGGAGUCGAUGUUAAGAGAGAUGAAGGGAAGUUAUGAGGAGGUGCAGGACUGAGAGUGUGCCGUAUGAAUGUUGCGCUUACCUUUGUGAUUAUAAUGUUAAAUGACGUGGGUAUCUUGGCAUCUUUUUAUGAACAAUCCCAAUGAACGCUAUAAACGCUUUGUACAGCCAAAGUGACGAAAUGUCUAUCGACUGCGUAAGCAGAACACAUUUACAUGUUAGCGCUAUUGUGUUGAUGUCAUGAGUAUAUAUUUUUCUUAUGUCACAAAACAAAGCUUUGUGGAUUUCUUGUGUUCUGAA
Molecule: messenger RNA, 7517 nt
Organism: Dermacentor andersoni
Lineage: Eukaryota; Metazoa; Arthropoda; Arachnida; Ixodida; Ixodidae
Source: RefSeq, a predicted model, not a curated record